Molecule: messenger RNA, 1605 nt
Organism: Lotus japonicus
Lineage: Eukaryota; Viridiplantae; Streptophyta; Magnoliopsida; Fabales; Fabaceae
Exons: 2
Coding region: 1-1605 (534 amino acids)
Molecular function (GO): zinc ion binding; nucleic acid binding
Source: RefSeq, a predicted model, not a curated record
AUGGACAAAGGAAAAUCUCACACCUCAAAUCCUGCGCCCCCCAAAAACCCCUACCAACACCCUCACCUAAACCCUAACCAAAGCCACCCCCCUGACCCAAAUCUGAGGUCCACAAGCACCUCACACCCACCAUCACCGACUCUAGCAAGCUCCUCUGCUAAGGAAAUGCACAACGCGGAACCCCCCAUAGAAGGUGGCCUCAUUGAGCUCCAAUGUGAAGAGGAAAUGAGUGAGGAGCUGGCUCGGCGUACCCUAGUAGGAAAGGUGAUCUAUGAUAAGGUUAUAAACAAGACUGCCAUGAAGACUAUCCUAUCCAAGGCUUGGGGAGAUCCUAUAGGACUACAAAUGACUGAAAUGGGACCAAACUGUCUCAUUUUCACCUUCCAAGAGCAAUCCACUGCAAGGAAGGUGUUAAAGGAGGGACCUUGGAGUAUUAUGGGGAACCUCUUAAGUCUACAACUCUGGGCACCUCAAAUGACCAUCUACGAGGUCAGAUUUCAUAGGAUCUCAUUCUGGGUUCAGCUACAUGGACUUCCACUUGACAUGAUGACAACUAGUAACGCUACACGCAUUGCAUCUAUACUGGGAGAACCCCUUGAAGUUGAGGAUCCUCGAGUUGCUGGGAAGCUACUCCGACCUUUCUUCAGGGUUAGGGUUAGCAUCAAUACCAAUAACCCCUUUGUCACUGGGUUUUGGGUUCCCAGGAAAAGACUACCUAAGGUCUGGAUAACCCUAAAAUAUGAAAAAUUACAAGGAUAUUGCUACAAUUGUGGUGUUGCUGGCCAUGAACAAAAAGGGUGCAAAGCCGCCAGAGCCUUAUCCUCCUAUAAUCCCAGCAUGCCUCGGUUCUCUAAAAGUCUUGGAGUUCCACAGGCUCGGAGUCUUGCUUCAUUAGCCGCAGCCAAAAACUAUGGAGGAAUCCCUCGCAGAUCUGAUAACAGGCCCUCAAGUGAUAAGGAGGAAUUUAACCCUGAGCCCUCUGAACCAGAACAAAUUGAUCAGGAAUUGAGAUACUGGCAACGCAAACUCUCCCCUGACCUCGAGGCCAAUGGUGAGCAACAAGAGGGAGAAGAUAGCAUCAGUGGUGAUGAUACAGAAGAGCAAGAAACAACUUCUUCACUUAACCCAACCACCUCUGGGGAAGAAGCUGCCAUUAUCAAUCCCCCAAGCAUACCCCCUGAAGCACCGCCAACCCCUAACCAACACCCCAAUACAACUUCUACUGCACCUACACCUGACCCUCAAUUUGUGAGACAAAUGAUUAGCCCUGGACCCCCAAUGGUGAAGGUGUUCUACAACAAGGCUCUUGUUGAAUAUGGUGCAAAGGAGAAGCAGUUUAAUUACUAUGUCGAGUUCCCUGAUGAAGAACAAACCAAUGACACAUCUCCCCUGCAAAACCUCGACACCGAAUGCAUCCAGAACCUAUCUGAGGAUUUCACUGAAACUCUUUCCCUCAAGAGAGGAAGAGAAGACUCAGACUCUACAGACCUAGCAGAGGGUAGAAGGAUCAAGAGGCUGAUGAUCACAAACACCACAGAGGAGUUCUCACAUCAAUUCUCUACGGCUGAGGAGGCGGGCCAAUCCAUGCCCCCAACCCCCAAAUGA